Gasterosteus aculeatus aculeatus (three-spined stickleback) is the source of this 2226-nucleotide messenger RNA. It is a transcript of the gene pde9aa, whose product is annotated as phosphodiesterase 9aa. Gene Ontology annotation, biological process: signal transduction. The record is from RefSeq and is a predicted model, not a curated record. Gene Ontology annotation, molecular function: 3',5'-cyclic-nucleotide phosphodiesterase activity. Lineage: Eukaryota; Metazoa; Chordata; Actinopteri; Perciformes; Gasterosteidae.
CAACUCUGCAGUGUGUGUAUUUUCUGUGUGUGUGUGUGUGUGUGUGUGUGUGUGUGUGUGGCACCGUGUCUGUAGGUGAGCGCGAGGUGCGAAGGUCUGUAAUGAAUGAAGUAGGCGUGCACGCGCGUCGUCGCGCUUUAUGAGAUGCUGCAGAUAGUGACGCACAGAGACCGGAAGACAUAGUUGGACAACUACUUUGUAUCGAACGAGCAAACAGGGAUGUUGUGAGAGCGUGGACUCCAUUCCGCCAGCAUCGGGCACAGCGGACCACCAACACCGGGAAGAAGAGAGGGGGCCAUGGGCUCCGCUUCGUCCUCUUACCGGGUCAUUCACCUGGACGUGGACGGCAGGAUUCAAAAGGUGGUGUUCAGUAGAUUCUGCAGCCCAUGUGACAUUAAGGAGCUGUUCUGUACUGCCUUGGGUGUGCCAAGGAACACUAAUCUGUCCCUGUUGGAUUCUUCUGGAGCCAUGGUGUCAAUUGACCCUACCAUGCCACACAACACAGAGAGGUUACCGUAUCGAGUGGUGCCUAUGACUGGAGGACAGCUUGCUGAUAAGGAGGAACUCUUUCAGAAUGUACUGACGCAAGUAGCAGAGCAGUUUUCAAGGGCGUUCAAGAUCAACGAGCUGAAGACAGAGGUCACCAACCGUCUAGCCAUGUUGGAAAAGAGAGUAGAGCUUGAAGGGAUGAAAGUGGUGGAGAUUGAUAAAUGUCGCAAAGACAUCAAGAAGCUCCGUGAGGAGAUGGCAUCCAGAAACAACAGUAAUUUCCUUGAAGACACCAAGAAGCUUACCCCUCGCAGAGACGUGCCCUCCUACCCAAAGUACAUGCUGUCAGAACAGACCAUUGAUGCCCUCAAAAAACCCGCCUUUGACGUCUGGCUGUGGGAAGCCAAUGAGAUGCUGAGCUGCCUGGAACAUAUGUACCAUGAUUUGGGCUUAGUAAAAGAGUUCAACAUCAACCCCAUCACACUCAAGAGAUGGCUGCUUUGUAUUCAUGACAACUACAAGAAUAACCCUUUCCAUAACUUCCGCCACUGUUUCUGCGUCACCCAGAUGAUGUACAGCAUGAUCUGUCUCUGCAGCCUGCAGGAGAAGUUCACUCAGGUCGAGAUAUUGAUUCUCAUGACCGCUGCUGUGUGUCAUGAUCUCGAUCACCCUGGAUUCAACAACACUUAUCAGGUCAACGCCAAAACAGAGCUGGCAGUUCGCUACAACGACAUCUCCCCGCUGGAGAACCACCACUGUGCUGUGGCCUUCCAGAUAUUCUCACAGCCAGACUGCAACAUAUUCUCCAACUUUGACCCUGAGGCCUUCAAACUGAUACGACAGGGAACCAUCACACUGAUCCUGGCUACAGACAUGGCACGGCACGGUGAGAUCCUGGACUCCUUCAAGCAGAAAGUCGAAAUUGACUACGCAGAUGAAGAGCACAUCACCUGUCUGAAGAUGGUGCUGAUCAAGUGCUGUGACAUCUCCAACGAGGUGCGGCCCAUGGAGGUGGCUGAGCCUUGGGUCGACUGCCUGCUGGAGGAGUACUUCAUGCAGAGCGACAGGGAGAAGGCUGAAGGGCUUCCUGUGGCUCCCUUCAUGGACAGAGAAAAGGUCACCAAGCCGACAGCUCAGAUCGGCUUCAUCAAGUUCGUCCUCAUCCCGAUGUUUGAGACUGUGAUGAAGCUAUUCCCACAGAUUGAGGAGGCGAUGGUGCAGCCACUCAGGGAGUCAAGAGACCGAUACGAAGAACUCAAACAGAUCGAUGACGCCAUGAAUGAGGUGCAGAAAAAUAAAAGUGAGAGCUUGACCAUAGGAGGGAAGAAGAAGUAAGACGUUUUGGAAGCAGUGAGCGUAGGACGAGAGAGUGAAGCACUAAGACGUAGAGUUGUGGAGUUGUGAGACACAUUGGUCGUUUCCAUCCCUCACUUCUUUGUGACGAAGAGCAGAGGAGCAGCAGGAUGUUUCUGCUUCGAAAUCCGGUGAUUUCUAGUCCGUCAAAGGAAUGUGAUUAAGUGGAUUUGAGGAAGCAGCUCUAAGACAACGUUACAAGCUACUGAUGAACUCAAGGACCAGAAGGACAAUCUAAAGCCCCUUUUCAGGAAAUGUCACUUUGAAUACUCGAGUGAACAUUUUUUAGAUUUUGUGUUUUUUAUUUAAAUGUGUUUUUUACAGAUUUUUAGUGAUUGUUCUUUCCUACAAAAAAAAAAUAAAAAGGAUUCAUUAUAUUAAAAA